AUGGAUACUCCCCUGAAUAUAAUGAAUACGCACACGAAGUUAAAGCACCCAUUUAUGCCACUUAUACUGACAAUAAACCAGUAUAUGAAUCUUACCAGGAAAGUAGAUUAUAUCGCUGAUGACCACGGAUUUAGAGCUUCUAUCUCUUCCAAUGAACCGGGAGUCGGAUCCGCCAGCCCGGCUGACGUUCAACUGUAUGCUAAGGAGCCGCCGGCAGUCGCACCCUAUAAAGCGCAGAGUUAUGGCCACCCAAUCUAUGCUCAGGUGCCAAAGCCGUACGCUUCAUAUCCCGUUCCCCAAUACCAUCCCUACCGACACUAUUAAUUGUAUGAAAUCAUAUUCGAGACACUUUUGAUUACUAAAGAC
This is a messenger RNA of Medioppia subpectinata, 366 nucleotides long. Lineage: Eukaryota; Metazoa; Arthropoda; Arachnida; Sarcoptiformes; Oppiidae. The record is from the annotation of a GenBank genome assembly.